AUGGAGCCUCCCAGGGGUGCCCGGGCCUGCUUCUCAAAGGGCCUCCUGCUCUCAGCCUCAAUACUCUGGACGCUCCAGAGCUCCCAGGCGGACCUCUACAUCCAGAAGGUUCCGGAAAAGCCUCUACAGAACGAGCACCUCCUCCUGUCCGUCCAGGGCAUACCAGAUGCCUUCCAGGAUUUCAACUGGUACUAUGGAGAGCGGACUGACGGUAGCACCAUGCUGUUCUCCUACUUCCCAGGGCUGCAGCAGCCCCAGAGGAACGGCGACGCCAAGGGACAGCGUGACAUAGUUGGCUUUGCCAAUGGCUCCAUGCUGCUGCGUCGCGCCCAGCCCAGCGACAGUGGCACCUACCAGGUGUUGGUCACCAUCAAACCCUCCUGGACCAUGCAUGCCAACACCAGUGUCCAGGUGGUGGAAAAGCUCCAGGAGCUGCCCAGUACACACUUACCUAUGGACAUCGGUAUGGUGACCGCCAUCAUCAUCGGCUCUCUGGCCACGGGGGCCCUCCUCAUGGGCAGUCUUGCCUAUCUCCUAAUGAAGAGACGUUGGGAGAACCAGACCCUCAGAGUGUCCCCUCCAGGAGGCCAGGGGUCUUUGUCCGUCUUGGUCCCAGCUGUGUCCCCGGUGCCUACAACAGUGUCCAGCGAAUGGAUGACCCCCACAGAGAAGCCAGAGCUGAGCCUGAAUGGUAACGCUGAGGACGACAACAUCUAUGAGGUGAUGCCAUCCCCAGUCCUACUGGUGUCCCCGCUCAGUGACCAGGGGCUCAGGAACUCAGCCAUGCCCCCACCCCUGCCCCUGCCCCUGCCACCGGACCUGGAGAACCACCAUUACCAGGACCUGCUACACCCGGACCCUGCCCCUUACUGCCAGCUGGUGCCGGGCCCCUGA
Messenger RNA from Echinops telfairi (small Madagascar hedgehog), 894 nucleotides. It is a transcript of the gene CEACAM19, whose product is annotated as CEA cell adhesion molecule 19. The transcript is spliced from 8 exons. The coding region runs from base 1 to 894 and encodes 297 amino acids. NCBI's taxonomy places the organism in Eukaryota, Metazoa, Chordata, Mammalia, Afrosoricida, Tenrecidae. The record is from RefSeq and is a predicted model, not a curated record.